AUGACGUCGACCCACGCCCCACUAACCCUCCGUGCGCCGCUGGACCGCUCCUCCGCGCCAUGCCUGCGCGCAUCCCUCGUUCCCGCCACCCGCUCCGCCAAGCCACCUCCAGGCGCCUUCGUGCGACUGGGCGGGAGCCAAUUAACGCGUGUGUGUCGCACGUCAUCGCACCCCUGCGAUCGCACCGUCGUCCGCAGGACUGCGUGUCCCCGCGCAACUGCCACGCGGUCCUCCGCCAAUGCCGUGGAGAGCAGAGCGGGCGAUAGCGGGCCCGCGGAGGGCGCGGGGGAGCGCGAGUACGACGCGGUAGUGAUCGGCGCGGGGAUGGGCGGGCUGGUGGCGGCGACGCAGAUGGCGGUGCGCGGCAUGCGCGUGCUGCUGCUGGAGAAGUACCUCAUCCCGGGCGGCAGCUCCGGGUGGUACGAGCGCGACGGGUACACGUUCGACGUGGGGUCGUCCGUCAUGUUCGGCUUCGGCGAUCAGGGCAACGUGAAUCUGGUGACGCGUGCGCUGGCAGCGGUGGGGCGCAAGCUGCCGCUGCUGGAGGACCCCGUGGCCGUGCACUACCACAUGCCCAACGGGCUCAGCGUGCAGGUGCACCGUGGCUACGAGCAGUUUCUGGGGGAGCUCAUGGCGCGCUUCCCCCAUGAGAGGGCCGGCAUUCGCCAGUUCUACGAUGAGUGCUGGACUGUGUUCAACGCGCUGAACGCGUUGGAGCUGCAGUCGCUGGAGGAGCCGCUCUACCUGCUCGGCCAGUUCUUCCGCAACCCGCUCGCGUGCCUCACCCUCGCGUACUACCUACCACAGAACGCGGGCGACAUAGCACGCAAGUACAUCACUGAUGCCGACCUGCUCGCCUUCAUCGAUGCCGAGGUGCCGCCCCUCCCGCACACCGCUGCUGCUCAUAUCGCCCCUCUGACAACUCCCUCAUUUUGCUGCUCUCCACAACCUGCUCUCCACAACCUCCUCUCCUCAUUUCUCUCAGCUUGUCCCCCUGGCUUUCGCUAUUACUCCCACCAUCGGCGUCUCCCCUGUGUCCCCCCCUCCCUGUGUCCCCCCCUCCCUGUGUCCCCCCCUCCCUGUGUCCCCCCCUCCCUGUGUCCCCCCCUCCCUGUGUCCCCCCCUCCCUGUGUCUUCCCUUGCGUUCCCUCCCAUUCCCUUUCAUCUCUCCGUCGCUCCUCUCGUCCCUCGGCACCAACUCGCUGUGGCGGGCGGCAGUGCUUCAUAGUGAGCACAGUGAAUGCCGCCAACACGCCCAUGAUCAACGCUGCCAUGGUGCUGUGCGACCGGCACUACGGCGGCAUCAACUAUCCGCGGGGCGGCGUGGGGCGCAUCGCACAGGAGCUGGUGGCGGGGCUGCAGGAGCGCGGGGGGGAGGUGUGGUACAAGGCCAACGUCACCCAGCUGCUCUUCGACCACCACGGCCGUGCCGUGAGUGCUGGCUUGGAGUCGUGUGUGGUGUGGAAGAGAGGAAGGAAGGCGACUAUACUAGCUGCCUGCACUGCAGCGGGAGCAACCACUUGUGUCACGCUGCUUGCUGCAGCCAGCGCUGGAAGGGAAACACCGCUCUCAGAUUCUGCGGGUGUGAAGCUGAGUGACGGGCGCACAGUGAGGGCCAAGACCGUUGUCUCCAACGCCACCCGAUGGGACACCUUCGGCAAGCUGGUACCGGAGGAGCGCAUGCCGGAGGAGGAGAGGCAGUUCCAGCAGCGGUACCGCCAGGCACCGUCGUUCCUCUCCAUGCACCUCGGUGUCAAGGCUGACGCGCUGCCGCCCGGCACUGAGUGCCACCACCUCGUGCUCGAGAGCGAGUGGGGGCGCAUGGAGGAGCCGUAUGAGAGCAUCUUCCUCAGCAUCCCCACUGUGCUGGACCCGUCGCUGGCACCAGCUGGGCGGCACAUUCUGCACGUCUUCACCACCGCAUGGAUGCACGACUGGCAGGGCAUGAGCACGGAGGAGUACAGCGCCAAGAAGCACCACGUGGCAUCGCAGAUCAUUGCUCGCCUCGAGAAGACGCUCUUUCCCGGCCUCGCCAAUGCCAUCGAGCUCAUGGAUGUGGGCACGCCGCGCACGCACCGGCGCUUCUUGAACCGCGUGGACGGCACGUACGGCCCCAUCCCCGCGCGCCGCCCACUGGGGCUGCUCGGCAUGCCCUUCAACACCACGCAAGUGCCGGGGCUGUACUGUGUGGGCGACAGCUGCUUCCCCGGGCAGGGAGUCAUCGCGGUAGCCUUCUCCGGCAUCAUGUGCGCCCACCGCGUCGCCGCUGACCUUGGCUAUGAGAAGCGUAAUCAGGCACUGGAUACUGGACUUUCUAAGUUGCUUGCGUGGUUCCGCACCCUUGCAUGA
Messenger RNA from Closterium sp. NIES-65, 2349 nucleotides. The record is from the annotation of a GenBank genome assembly. Lineage: Eukaryota; Viridiplantae; Streptophyta; Zygnematophyceae; Desmidiales; Closteriaceae.